AUGAACUUGUUAUGGUUCGUGGUUCACCUUUUGGGGAUUUUGAUAAAACUAAGGAGUAGAAUCAUUCAAACUCAUGUGGAGUUGGAAAUUGGUUCAGAUGAACAAUCAGAGAUUGCUGAACAGUCUAUUAUAGAUCAGUCCAGUUCGGAGUUGACAGACAGUAAUAUCUUGCCUACUUUUCCUACACCACCAAUACCACGGUAUUCUAUAGCUAAGGAUAGACCUUUCAGACAAAUUAGACCUCCACAAAAGUAUGGUGAAGCAGAUUUGGUAGCUUAUGCAUUGAGUGUGGCUGAAGAUAUUGAUUCCACUAACGAGCCUGCUAUAUAUUCAGAGGCAAUCAUUUGCAGUAAUUCUUACAGAUGGAUGAUUGCUAUGCAGAAGGAAAUGGAGUCAUUGAACAAAAAUAACACUUGA
Fraxinus pennsylvanica is the source of this 417-nucleotide messenger RNA. The record is from the annotation of a GenBank genome assembly. Lineage: Eukaryota; Viridiplantae; Streptophyta; Magnoliopsida; Lamiales; Oleaceae.